This is a messenger RNA of Mauremys mutica (yellowpond turtle), 4131 nucleotides long. Its product is annotated as transmembrane protein 116-like. The record is from RefSeq and is a predicted model, not a curated record. NCBI's taxonomy places the organism in Eukaryota, Metazoa, Chordata, Testudines, Geoemydidae. The coding region runs from base 1700 to 3217 and encodes 505 amino acids. Gene Ontology annotation, molecular function: G protein-coupled receptor activity. The transcript has 13 exons. Gene Ontology annotation, cellular component: plasma membrane. Gene Ontology annotation, biological process: adenylate cyclase-activating G protein-coupled receptor signaling pathway.
GUCUUCUGCCUUCAGUGCUGUCCCUGACUUCAUAAUCUUGUUGCUGGGUGAAUGGCAUCUUGUUACAUGGACUUGCUGUGUAGAGUGAAGGGAGCUGCCAGUACUCAGCUAUGUCUGAGAAGCAACGGGUUACCUGGAAGUGGGGAAAGCCCUGCCCUGCUGCUGGAAAUGCUCUGUCCUAGAUUUCAUGCGUUUCCCUCUCAAAUCUACAUAAUCCAGCUGUUCCCCCAAUGUCCCUUUCCUGGGGUCAGCAGUGCGGCGAGGGCGUUUUGUACUGAGAAUGUGGCAGCUGGUGAACAGACAGCUCUGAGCCUGAACCAUUCCAUGUAGCCACGUCGCUGCCCUGGAAGCCCUCUGGGGCUCCUCAGCCAGGCUGACGGAAGUGGCGAGGAGUUAGCACAGACUGCCACAAGGCAGAAGGUGGCUUUCAAACUUCAAUACUUAUCACAGUAGCUUCCCCCUUUCUGCGGUGUGGUGCUUUGCAUCUCUCAAAGCACUGCCCAGAAGAGAAGGAUUGGUCCAUCUCCCACCGGGGGAAAUCUGAGGCAGAGAGCCUGGGACCUGCCCAAAUCUGCAAAGGGAGGUGGUAUCAGAAGAGAUCAGGUUCUUGGGUGUUCCUGGCUCCAGUCCUGCGCUCGGGCCAGUAAGUGACUCAGCGUCAGUCUCUGCCCUUCUCCCACUUGGAGAGCUGCAGCUGGGUGGGGCUUUGCACAGACAUCCUUCACCCUACAGCGUUGGGAAUGUUUUUAUUGAAGGGUUUGUGUGUGUGUGUAUGAAGUCAUGUGCCAACGGUUGUUAAACAUGGGCCUCAUUAAACAUGCAGUCUGUUCCUUUGCAUUAUCGUGUGAAUUUCCUUCUGCAUGUUCCUGGCCAACACGGCCAGACUUACCUUUCCUGUGUUUGCAGUGUCCGCUUGCUGACUAGCCUCUGUCCUGUCCUCAAAGGCUUCUCUCAGCUGCCCUCCUCUGACUGGGCUAAUUUCAGUCAUGUUCCGACUGAUUCUACAGGCAACAAAGAGCUGUGCUGGAAAGAACUGGGCUGUGUUCGCUCAUGCCCUGACAGCGCAGAGCCCCACACACCCCGCACACACUGUUCCUAGUCACAGCUAUGGCCCCGCCCACGAGGAGCCAAUGAAACCAUCUCUGACGGCAGCAUGGCAUCCUGUGCCGCGGGGCCGGGAGCUGGCAUGCCUGGCGCGGAGACUCCCUGCCUCACUCUAGGCCUUAGUUUCCCGCUGCUGCAGCUUGGAGAUCGUGUUUGCCCACGUCGGGGAAGUGGUGACGGUGUUGUCACUCGCCGGAGCCACAAGAGCAGGGGCAGCUGAGUGGCACUGAAGCAAUGGGUUAAAUUCCGAGCGGUUGUGAGAGGUGAUGUAAGACUUGCAGCCCCGCAUUGGGCCGAGCGGCUGGGAGGUGCAUGCUCAGGAGCCGGUGAAGGUGUGACUGAAAGGAAGCGGGGGAGGGGGCAGCUAGUGUUGAAUUUUGCACCUUUUACACCCUCUUAGGGUUUUGGGUUCCUGUCUGGCCCCUCAGCUUGUGAGUUAUGUCACCCCCGCCCCCUCCCUGGGUGAUGUAGCGGGGAUGUGGGUGGGAGUCCGGGGUGAUGAGACAUGCACACAGAGAGGUGACUUGUCCCCUCUUGCAAUCCCUCUGGACUCAGCGGCUUGGGCCAGGUAUCUAAUCCCCACCUUGCUCCAGCCAUGGUGGCUCCAGGGUGCUCUGGGAGGCUGCAGGGCAUCAAGGGAAGGCUCCUCCCUCGGCCCCUUUGUGAGAUAGUGGGAGGCUGGCUGGGCGAGUUGCUCCAGCCGCGCUCUCCAGGCUGUGUUCGGUGCCACCCCCUCCCCGGGACGGGUGUGGAACAAACCAAACAAGCAAAGGUUACAACAGCAGUUCAGUCAACAGCAGCCUGCGAGGGAGAAAGGCGCCUGGGUGCUGAGCACCACCACCGCCUGCAGGAGCUCAGCCCAGGAGGAGGAGCUGGGAGGCUUUUUGCUCUGGAAUCAACAGAAAAGGCUACAGCCAGCAGCAUGGACACGACGAGUGGAGGGAACAACGUGUCAGCGCUGUCCAACGACAAGAUCUUUGUGCUGACUCGCGUCUACCUGGCGGCCUUAUCUCUGAGCCUUGUCGGCAGCAGCUCGGUCCUUGCUGUAGCCACCCUCAGGAGGAGGUGCUUCCACAGCCAGCUGCGCCCCCUCUUCCUGCUCUCCCUGGCAGACUUCCUGGCUGCCUUGGUGCUGAUCAUCACGGCUGCCAUCCAGCUGCUUCCAGCCCAGCUCUUCAUCCUGGCUUACGAGUUCUGCCCCUACGGCCUGAUGCUGGCCAUGAUGUUCUACGCCAUCUCCUUCCUGAUGGUCAUUGUCUACGCGUACGAGGUGAACCGCACCAUCCGUGGCUGGAGAGUGACGCACGAGCCAGCUCCGCAGGAGAGAAGCAGGUGCAUGGAGAGGGCGCAGCACUGCCUGCCCUACGUCCUGGCCUGGCUGCUCCCCGCCCUCACCUUCCUGGGCCAGCUGCUGUUCAGAGGCACGUCGGUGAGAGACAUCGCUCCCACCUCCCUCAAACCCGUCAUGCCCCAUACGGCCAACCGCUCCCGAGGGGCCGACAGCCUGUACUGCUCCAGCUGCCUGAUCCUCAUCCACCGCUCCCAGGACGUCUGCUAUAAGUACGUGGGCGGGAAGGACACCGGCCUGGAGAUGAAAAUCCUCUUCUUCAUGUACCUGCUGCUGGUGCUCAGCUGCAGCACGUUCCUCUACUGCAGGGUGAAGCGCUGGUGCAGGAGGAACAAUGAGGUGCGGUUGCUGAACAUGGAGAAUGACGGCUUCGCCAGCAGGAACAUCCAGAGCGUGUGCAAAAUUUCUCGCUGCUUCCAGCUGGUUUUCCUGAUCUGUUGGACACCAGGUGCCCAGGAGCAGGACAGGCCAAUGUUUCCUCUCCCCGCUGCAGGCUGCCUGGCUUCCACUUGGAAGGGGCUGCACAUUCGCAGUGAAGCUGCGUGUGUACAGAAGCACUGCUUUCCUGCUCAGCCUCCUCUCCUUCACCAGCAUCGAGCCCACCUCCAUCUUUGCACUGCAUGUUGCCAUGGCCCUGACCAUGUCCCUCCAAGGGCUCCUGCACAGUUUGGUCUAUGGCUGGCUGCGGCAGAACUUCCGCCAGGAGGCUCUGGGGGAGACGCUCCCCUUGAGAUACUACCCCGGCCUCAAAGCCUUCUACGAUGAGUCGUUUGGGGUUGAGUGCUAGGAGAGUGCCUGCAUCGUUCUCUGCUGAUGGGCACUACACAGCUUCUCUCCCCACUGGGGGCUGAUCCCCCUGGACACUGCACCAGGCAACAGUUAGGUACUAAGGAAUCAGCCCUGUACUGACUUUGUGGUGCAGCCUUCCUGGAAAACAGGGACCUGCACUGAUUUCACCACCCUCCUGGAUUUUGAGAAAUAACUUUGCAAACACAGAGUUAUAGCCACACCUGCUCCUGGAAGCAAGCUGGCUGGAGAGGCUGCUCCUUAAUCAAAGUAGCAAAAUCAUUAGCAACUGUCGUGUGACCAACUGUGGUUUGCUUAAGGAGUGUUAAAGGCCCAGAGCUGAUGCUGGCUGCAAGGGAGAAGAGGCCAAGAUCUCACUCAAAUUCCCUCCCCCAUACACUACUGUCCUUCCCUCAUCUCUAAAGUAGCUUCUGCAAAAGGCUGGGAGUGGCAGCCUCCCCUCACCUCCCCAGUGGGGCUGCUCCAGGCUUCCGUGAGAGGGACGGGAGCUUGAAGGAACGAUGGCUAUCACUACGACAAGGCCACAGCAUUUAGAGGAGAAGCUCUGUGGAGCAAUUCUCUUGCACAAUUGAUUGAUUCCAUUAUCGGUGGGGCCUAGAGCCCCAGUCAUGGAGCAGGCCCCUGUCUGUGCCAGGCGCUGUACCCAGCUCUGAGUGCGUUCGUGGCCUGGGAACUCACAGGGUCUCUUUCCAGCCCAUAAAUUCAAACAACAUGGACAGAGAUAACUGGGGUGCAGAGAGCUCCCAUGAGGGAUGUGGGCAUCCCCCCACUACUGGCAAUGGAAUCUUGUGGCUGGCCAGAGGAGGCAGGAGAGCUUGCUUGGCCCUCAAUUGCCAUCUUUACCCACUUGAGAAUAAAAAACCUUAACCCUU